UAUUCACUCACAUAACUGAAUAAAAAAGAAAAGCAAAAAGAAGCACCACCAAACAUCAGCACAUUCUUCUAUAGAGACAAACGAAACACAUCUCUAGAGAGAGAGAGACACACACACUUGGUUUGCUCACAUUUUCAGUUAAUCAGUUGCAUUGAUCGUACAAUGAGCAGCAGUUGAGAGAGAUCUUGUUUUAUGACCGUCUGAUCCUGUUCAUUUUUAUCAAGAUGGGGAGCGUGUCUUCUGAUGAUGAUGGAGGUGGUAGUGAGAGGUGUGGGAGUUAUAGUUUGAGUGCUGACGUCAGCGAGUCUGAAAGUUGUACCAGUACGAGUAGUUUCUCGUGUCGGCGAGGGUUUGGUCGUGAUGGCGGCGGCGGCGGCGCUGUGUCGAGUUCGAUGACCUCAUCUCCGCGUCCGCUGCCUGGAGGUUUCUGUUUCCCGGCGCCGGUUAUGGUUCCGGUUAUUGGCGGUAAGGAUGUGGUGGUUUGGGACUCGAAGAACGAGAAACGAGGGGACGCUGAUUUGUCUGAGGUUGAAAUGAUGAAAGAAAGAUUUGCUAAGCUGCUUCUAGGAGAGGACAUGUCUGGUGGUGGUAAAGGAGUCUGUACUGCACUCGCCAUCUCAAAUGCCAUCACAAAUCUAUCUGCCACUGUUUUCGGCGAGUUGUGGAGGUUGGAGCCAUUGGCGCUGCAAAAGAAGUCCAUGUGGAAAAGGGAAAUGGAAUGGUUGUUAUGUGUUAGUGAUUCGAUUGUUGAGCUUGUACCUUCGAUACAACAAUUUCCUGGUGGGGGAACUUAUGAGGUUAUGGCAACUAGACCACGCUCGGAUUUAUAUGUGAAUCUGCCUGCACUCAAGAAGCUUGAUGCUAUGUUGAUUACUAUGCUUGAUGGUUUUAGUGAAACGGAGUUUUGGUAUGUUGAUCGGGGGAUAGUUGUGGGUGAUGGUGGUGGCUGUGAUACAUAUCCAUCGGGUAUUUCUGGUGGGAGGCCUUCUAUUAGGCAGGAAGACAAAUGGUGGUUGCCGUGUCCAAAAGUGCCACCAGAUGGGUUGUCAGAAGAUGCGAGGAAGAGGUUGCAGCAGUGCAGAGAUUGCACCAAUCAGAUAUUGAAGGCAGCAAUGGCUAUUAAUAGCAGCGUGCUGGUUGAGAUGGAAAUACCCACUGCUUAUAUGGAGACCUUGCCCAAGAAUGGAAAAGCUUGCCUUGGUGAUAUCAUCUACCGCUACAUAACUGCUGAGAAGUUCUCACCUGAAUGUCUCCUAGAUUGCCUUGACCUCUCAACAGAGCAUCAUACUCUGGAAAUAGCAAACAGAGUUGAGGCAGCAGUGCAUAUCUGGAAGCAGAAAGAUCAUAGAAAACAUAUCCAUAACAAAAAUAUUAAGCACUCGUCAUGGGGUGGCAAGGUCAAGGGCUUCGUUGCAGAUACACACAAGAAUCAGAUUUUGGCCCAACGAGCUGAAACUCUCCUGCAGAGCUUAAGGCUUCGUUACCCUGGCCUCCCACAAACAGCUUUGGACAUGAACAAGAUUCAAUAUAACAAGGAUGUUGGGCAGUCAAUUCUUGAAAGCUACUCGAGAGUUACGGAGAGCUUGGCCUUCAACAUUAUGGCAAGGAUAGAUGAUGUUCUUUUUGUUGAUGAUGCCACAAAGCAAUGUGCUGCAGCAGAAUCCAUAUCCCUCUUCAACAGAGGAGGAUUAGGAGGCCACCCUAUCCAGAAGCGAAUGUCUCCUAGCCCCUUCUCAAUCAAACAAAGCCCCUUUGCCUCUCCGUAUGGAACCCCAACUUAUUUUGCUUCUACUCCAGUUUCCGGAAGCCCAGCAAGGGUGCCACCUUCUCAAAAGAGGGGCAAUCCUAAGGAAGCAUCCGAUCAAAAGUUUGAAAAACCGUUGUCACCUGACUUAGAGAGGGUUUGGUCAUAUGCUGGCAACAUCAGUUCAAGAAGAGUUUCUGGGGAUGCUCCUGAACGAGAUUGACUUCGAAGCUCUCACCACCCCACCCUGGGUGAGAUUGCCUACCGUUGUAUUAAUGCUAUCAAAGAAAUGCAUUAUCGUGAUCUGGAAGCCUCCUUGCAUAGGAGUUUGUAGGAUUCAUAUCUAGCCUUGUAUAUUGUUUAGCAAUAGAAAGAUCAUGCUCCAAAUCUUCUAUCACGCCCUUUUGAAUUAAGCUGGAAUUGAGGGAAUAUUACUUUUAUCUAUGUCAAGGAAAAAAAAAUUAUGCUC
This is a messenger RNA of Populus nigra (black poplar), 2213 nucleotides long. Its product is annotated as rop guanine nucleotide exchange factor 1-like. The transcript is spliced from 5 exons. Lineage: Eukaryota; Viridiplantae; Streptophyta; Magnoliopsida; Malpighiales; Salicaceae. The coding region runs from base 225 to 1967 and encodes 580 amino acids. Gene Ontology annotation, molecular function: guanyl-nucleotide exchange factor activity. The record is from RefSeq and is a predicted model, not a curated record.